AUGUCCUUCAAACAAAACUUUUUUACGUUAAACAAUGGGAAUAAAAUCCCUUCCGUAGCUGUAGUCGGUACAGGUACAAGAUGGUACAAACAAGAAGAAACUCCUGAUAACUUCAACAAUGAAUUGGUUUCCCAAAUUGAAAAAGCAUUGACUUUACCAGGAAUUGUUCAUAUUGAUGCUGCUGAAGUCUAUAGAACCUACCCAGAGGUUGGCAAGGCUCUAAGUCAAUCUAAGAAACCAAGGAAUGAAAUAUUUAUCACCGACAAGUAUUCUACUCAAUUGAAGGUAACUGAAAACCCAAUUGUUGGACUAGACACUAGUUUGAAGAGAUUGAACCUUGAAUUUGUUGAUCUAUACUUGUUACAUAGUCCAUUUGUUACUGUCGAAAAGAAUGCUUUCACAUUGGAAGAUGCUUGGAGACAAAUGGAGAAAUUGUACAAGGAUGGGAAGGCCAAGAAUAUUGGUGUCUCUAAUUUCUCUACCGAAGAUCUAGAGAAAAUUUUAGCUAUCUGUGAGAUUAAGCCUCAAAUCAAUCAAAUUGAAUUCAAUGCAUUCUUACAAAAUCAAACACCUGGAAUCGUAAAGUUCUGUCAAUCCAAUGAUAUUAUUCUAGAGGCUUAUUCCCCAUUAAGUCCAUUCCAAAAGAGACCUGAACAUUCCGACACAGAUCCCUUUUAUAAGUUUAUUAACAGUUUGACUGCCAAAUAUUCAAAAACUGAGGCCCAGAUCCUAUUGCGUUGGGUAACAAAACGUGGCAUUGUCGCAGUGACAACUUCAUCGAAAUUUUCUAGAGUUCAAGAGGCUCAAAACUUGUUUUCCUUUGAUUUAACCGAUGAAGAAGUUGAAGAGAUUACCAAGUUAGGUUUAAAACACAAAGCCCAAAGACUUUAUUGGAAUGAAGAAUAUGACAAGUACAACAACCAAUCGCAACAAUAA
Maudiozyma saulgeensis is the source of this 936-nucleotide messenger RNA. The record is from the annotation of a GenBank genome assembly. NCBI's taxonomy places the organism in Eukaryota, Fungi, Ascomycota, Saccharomycetes, Saccharomycetales, Saccharomycetaceae.